UUACUUGCGAACGUACGUUAACUGUAUCAUCCUCACAACAAAAGGAAUUGUACGGUUUGAAAUAAUCACUAAUUGGCAAUGAUUCAAUAAUCUAUUUUUACCAGAAAACUUAGUUUGUCGUUUCCGAUGCGCAGAAUUAUACACGAACAAAAAAAAAUUGUUUGAUCGAUACUUAAUCGUGAGUGGUAUUGGAGUUUCGCGCUAGUUGUUCAAAGAUACCUAGUUCAAAAAUGUGGAGAGAACGUGUUUACAAUGGUACAUUAAGGCCAAAGAACACGAGUGUCAUCACGGGAGACUACUUGAGCGAAUUACUUGAUUGGCUUACUGCCAAUGUGAACACGAAUCACGCAACAAAACUCUCAGAUUUACACGAUGUUAAUCUCAUUUGCAAUGGAGUUUAUCUUGGAGAUAAAUAUACAGCUAAAGAUAAGAGAUUCCUCGUUAAAAAUGGUUUUACGCAUGUUUUGAAUGCAGCAGAAGGAUUUGAUUUCAUGACGCAAGUUGAUACCACCCAAGAUUUCUACAGGGAAGCUCGCAUCAAGUAUUUGGGUAUACCAGGAGAAGAUAGACCAUCAUGGAACAUAUCUGUUUAUUUUGAAUUAGCUGCUAAAUUCAUAGACAACGCAGUCAAAAAUGGAGGUAAAGUGUUUGUACACUGCGUGGUUGGAAUAUCAAGAUCUGCUACAUUAGUUCUGGCAUAUCUGAUGAUCUGCAAAAAGAUGAACGCAGCAGAAGCUUUAGAAUAUGUGUUCAAACAUAGGAGAAUAUUCCCCAAUAUUGGGUUUCUGCAUCAUUUAGCCCAACUGAAUUCAGUUCUCAGAAAGAAUUCAAUUUUGUACUGAACACUGUUUUUAUUGUAACUUUAUAUUUUAUUCGAUAGAUUGUAUUAUUUUUGUAUUUAUAUCAACACAAAUAUAUUUGCACUGAGCUGUU
Messenger RNA from Harmonia axyridis, 933 nucleotides. Its product is annotated as dual specificity protein phosphatase 3. Gene Ontology annotation, cellular component: cytoplasm. Gene Ontology annotation, biological process: negative regulation of MAPK cascade; protein dephosphorylation. The transcript has 4 exons. Lineage: Eukaryota; Metazoa; Arthropoda; Insecta; Coleoptera; Coccinellidae. The coding region runs from base 231 to 842 and encodes 203 amino acids. Gene Ontology annotation, molecular function: protein tyrosine/serine/threonine phosphatase activity; MAP kinase phosphatase activity. The record is from RefSeq and is a predicted model, not a curated record.